Spea bombifrons (plains spadefoot toad) is the source of this 1471-nucleotide messenger RNA. RefSeq names its product BTG anti-proliferation factor 1 (gene BTG1). Lineage: Eukaryota; Metazoa; Chordata; Amphibia; Anura; Pelobatidae. The record is from RefSeq and is a predicted model, not a curated record. Gene Ontology annotation, cellular component: nucleus; cytoplasm. The transcript has 2 exons. Gene Ontology annotation, biological process: negative regulation of cell population proliferation; negative regulation of mitotic cell cycle. Bases 1 to 510 code for a protein of 169 amino acids.
AUGCUUAUUCACUACCCACGGACCAACAUGAAGCCAGAGAUCAUCGCGGCGGUGGGCUUUCUCUCCAAGUUCCUGAGGACCAAGGGCCUGAUGAACGAUGUCGAGCUGCAGACCUUCAACCAGUCGCUCCAAGAGCUGCUGGCAGAACAUUAUAGACACCACUGGUUUCCAGAGAAGCCCUCAAGGGGGUCAGCCUACCGUUGUAUCCGGAUUAAUCACAAGAUGGAUCCUUUGAUCGGGCAAGCAGCAGACCGCAUCGGACUCAGCAGCCAGCAAAUGUUUAAGCUUCUGCCAAGUGAACUCACCUUGUGGAUUGACCCCUACGAAGUGUCUUAUCGAAUUGGAGAGGAUGGUUCAAUAUGUGUGUUGUAUGAGGCCAUACCCACUGGUGCUCAUAGUCAAAAUGGCAGCAGCUCUCUUGUUGAGAGCAGGAUUAGCUGUAAAGAUGAACUUCUCCUGGGCCGAACAAGCCCAUCCAAAACCUACAAUAUGAUGACUGUAUCUGGUUAAGAUAUGGUCAAUGGGCUGGAUCAUCUUGUAACAGAUGGAAAAAAUAUUGUCUUUAAUUCGGGAGGGCUCCUAUGGGGAUGGAUUGUGAAGUUUUACAAAAUGUCACAGCUGUGAAAAUCGGGCACAAAAUAGUGGUAGACCUUGUGAUAGUGCCGUGGUUCAGACAGUACCUUUCUGUGAUUUAAUAGCCUGUCUUUUUAAAGGAAUGUUAUAAUUAAAUCUUAGACUGAUAGCGGUCUCAAAGUUGUUUACCACUAGACAUUUUGUUUAGUGUUUAUAAUUGUAUUAAUCUUUUAAUCCAAAGCUUCGAUGUCUUUGUAAAGUUGGUAUUUCUUGCCUGCAGACAAUCCUGCGGGGGUAUAACUUGCACUAAUGAACUCAAAUGUCAAUGUUACUUUUUCAUGGCAGCUCAGUAGCAAGGUGUGAGCAGUAUGAAAUAUGAAAUAUACUGGAAAUGUAAACGGCAGACAUAGCUUGCACUGAAAAUAUGUAUAGUUGUAUAUAGAAAAGUUGGGAAAAUAUAUCAAGUCUGCUAAACAUACUUGAGGAACCUUCAUAUUGUGAAAUGAACUUGAACGUCAACACCUAAUUGUUUUUCCUUAACAGGCAUUAAAACGCAUAAUAAAGACACUGUCUGAACUAAGGCGUUAUCACCCGCCAGCUUAUCUGUACACUUCCUAGCUUGUAGUUUUCUAAGACGGAGUAAACUUCUUAUUUUUAGAAAGUGGAGUUCUGCUUUGUAAUUUCUUGUAUCUAAUUGGGUAAAAGUCUUCUUUUUUUCCCCCACAAACCACCAUCUAUUUUGUGAACUUUGUUAGUCCUCUUUUAUUUAAAAUUAUGAACUGAUGUAAAUUUGUACAGUUCAUGUAUAUUGAUCGUGGCAAAGAUGUACAGAUUUCUAUAUUUUGAAUGAGAGAUUUUCUUCUCUAUAAUAAAUUGUUUCUUAUCUCAGCAUUUUAAA